CGGAUCCUUUCCUUGGAGAAGAGGCGUGCAGCCCGCCAUUGCUGACCAUGCACAACCACCACUCUUCCUCAGCCAUCUAAAUACACCAACCAGCAGACACCCAGUUCACGAGCAGUUUAAGUUCAUCCUCCAAGAAACAAAAACCUACGGCGAUCGAUCUAUCUCGUUCUCGAGACAGCGAAUUUGACUUGAUCUCAGCCAGGAUGUCGCUGCAGCCAGCACAGGCUCCGGCGCAAGCGCCGGUGAGGGUCAUCACGGCGUUCGGCAGCCCGUUUGCGCACCGGGUGGAGGUGGCGCUGACGCUCAAGGGGGUGCCGUACGAGCUGCUCGUGGAGGACCUGACCAACAAGAGCGAGCUGCUGCUCGCCCACAACCCCAUCCACCAGUCGGUCCCCGUCCUCCUCCACGGCGACCGCGCCGUCUGCGAGUCCCUCCUCAUCGUCGAGUACAUCGACGAGGCCUUCCAUCACGAAGCGGCGCCCCGGCUCCUCCCCACGGACCCGUACGACCGCGCCACGGCCCGCUUCUGGGCCGACUUCAUCGCCAACAAGUGCUUGAAGCCGCUGUGGCAGGCGAUGUGGACGGACGGCGAGGAGCAGGCGCGGCUGGCGAGGGAGACCAAGGAGAGCCUGGGGAUCCUGGACGCGCAGCUCGAGGGGAAGAGGUUCUUCGGGGGCGACGCGCUCGGCUUCGUCGACCUCGCCGCAUGCACGCUGGCUCACUGGCUCGGCGUGCUGGAGGAAGUCGUGGAGGUGCGCCUGAUGGCGGACGGCGAGUACCCUGCCCUGCGCCGGUGGGCCAAGGAGUACACCUCCGACGAGGUCGUUAGGCGGUCCCUGCCGGACAGGGACGAGCUCGUCGCCUACUUCACAAAAAACAAGGAGAGGUACCUGUCGUCCAUGGUCAAGGCAGCGGCGAAGUGAAUCAGUAGCGUGUGGCGCGAUCGUCGCAGCGGCGCGGUGAAGAAGCGACCACGUACACAUCACAGUUGUGCUAGAGUCUCUAAAUAAGCAAUGUAUUUUUAGAUGUAAUAAGCAUGUAUUUUGUUCAACACCAUAAUCGUGCAUGGUUUGCCAAACUUUCAUCA
Messenger RNA from Triticum aestivum (bread wheat), 1087 nucleotides. RefSeq names its product probable glutathione S-transferase. The transcript has a single exon. Gene Ontology annotation, molecular function: glutathione transferase activity. The coding region runs from base 204 to 923 and encodes 239 amino acids. Gene Ontology annotation, cellular component: cytoplasm. The record is from RefSeq and is a predicted model, not a curated record. Gene Ontology annotation, biological process: glutathione metabolic process. Lineage: Eukaryota; Viridiplantae; Streptophyta; Magnoliopsida; Poales; Poaceae.